AAAAAGGAAAGAGAAGGGGAGAGAGAGAGAUGGCUGCGUCCCGGGGCGGCCCUUCCUUCCCCCUUCUCCCCGUCCUCCUGCUGGGCUGCGCGGCCUUCCUGACGGGGAGGGGGUCCGGCUCCUCCUCCCACUCCCUGCGCUAUUUCUACACUGCUGUCUCUGAGCCUGGGGAGAAGGAGCCCCAGUUUUUCGCUGUGGGCUACGUGGACGACCAGCAUUUUGUUUCCUAUGAUGCCAAAGCCAAGAGGCGCAUUCCUACCGUCCCCUGGAUAAGGAAGGUGGACAAGGAGGACCCUGAGUACUGGGAGCGGAACAGCCAGAUUGUGCGGAAUGCUGAGCUGGGCUUCCAAGCGGACCUGGUGAAUGUGCCCAGGUACUACAACCAGAGCGGAGGGACUCACACCUGGCAGUGGAUGGUCGGCUGUGAGCUGAGGAGAGACGGGAGCAAAGGAGGGUAUUGGCAGUAUGCCUAUGACGGGAGGGACUACAUCAGCUUUGACAAGGAGACCCUCACCUGGACGGCAGCCGAUGUCCCAGCCCAGAUCACCAAGAGGAAGUGGGAUGCUGACUUAGCAGAUAACCGGUACAAGAAGGCCUACCUGGAGGAGGAGUGCAUUGAGUGGCUGCAGAGAUACCUGGAGUAUGGGAAGGAGACCCUGCUGAGGACAGAGGUGCCAGAAGUGAAGGUGACACGCAAGGUGGAAUAUGAUGGCAUGGAGACCUUGAUCUGCGUGGGGGGCUUCUACCCCAAGGAGAUUGACAUCACCUGGACAAAGGAUGGGGAGGUCUGGAUGGAGGAUACCUACCAUGGCCUGGUGUCCCCCAACUCGGAUGGGACUUACUACACCUGGUGGAGCGUCAUGGUGGACCCCAAGGAGAGGGAACGCUACAAAUGCCACGUGGAGCACGAUGGGCUUCCAAACCCUGUGGACGUGGCCUGGGAGGAGCCUGCCUCCAACUUGGGGCUCAUCAUGGGGUGUCUCCUGGGGGUUCUCCUCCUCAUCGCUGUGAUGGCUGGGAUUGCUGUCUAUUUCAAAAAACAUCAAGAUGGGUACUCCACAGCUGCACGAAGUGACCAAGGAGCCAACAGCUCUGGGACAGGGACUGGUGUGCCCAUCUAGCAACCUCAAAGCAG
Anolis sagrei ordinatus is the source of this 1135-nucleotide messenger RNA. Lineage: Eukaryota; Metazoa; Chordata; Lepidosauria; Squamata; Anolidae. The record is from RefSeq and is a predicted model, not a curated record.